Messenger RNA from Prorocentrum cordatum, 480 nucleotides. NCBI's taxonomy places the organism in Eukaryota, Dinophyceae, Prorocentrales, Prorocentraceae. The record is from the annotation of a GenBank genome assembly.
AUGACCGCCGCCCGGAGGAUCCAUUUUCGGGGGCCCUGGCAGGCGGUGGACAUGGACAUGUUCCGGCUCCCAGGGGCCAAACGUGUCCAUCUCCACCGCCCGCUGGGGCACCAGGAUGUUGCGCCCCAGGCGGUGGAUCUGGAUGAACCCCCGCCUCGCAUUCUUGCCACCGAUCCAGCGCCGCCGGGCCGCUCCACGCUGCCACGUUUGGCAGCGCCCUGCCGCCUCGGCUGCGACGGGCCGCCUCGCCGCCGGGCCGCGUCGCGGCAGACCUUGUGUGGUCGACGGCGGAGCCGUGGCCUCUCUCGUAUCUGCCGCGGCGCGGCGGCGUCCGGGGCCUUGGGCACGGCGGCGUCAGUGUCUCAGCAUGUCUCCGUCUUCUGUGGAGUCAGCGCUCCAGUCUUCCAGGCGGGAUGGAAGGCGCGUGGUGUUACAGGGCUUCCCAGCACCAGGACGCUCGGCCCGCAGUGCGCUCAAUAG